Mirounga angustirostris (Northern elephant seal) is the source of this 387-nucleotide messenger RNA. RefSeq names its product zinc finger protein 300-like. Bases 1 to 387 code for a protein of 128 amino acids. NCBI's taxonomy places the organism in Eukaryota, Metazoa, Chordata, Mammalia, Carnivora, Phocidae. Gene Ontology annotation, biological process: regulation of DNA-templated transcription. The transcript has a single exon. The record is from RefSeq and is a predicted model, not a curated record.
AUGACCAAGUCCCAGGGACCAGUAUCAUUCAAGGAUGUGGCUGUGGAUUUCACCCAGGAGGAGUGGCAGUAUCUGGACCUUCCCCAGAGGGAUCUAUACAGGGAUGUGAUGCUAGAGAACUAUAUCAACCUCAUCUCAGUGGGAUAUCAAACCACAAAGCCAUCUGUGAUCCACAAGUUGGAACAAGGUGAAGAACCAUGGAUGGUGGAGAGAGAAAUCCCAAAUUGGAACUAUGCAGGUUCCAAAAUUCAGGCUUUAGAAGCAUGUGGGAGGAACAGCCUGGAAGGAUACCCACCAGGUAUUUUUAGUGUAUCCUCGGACAAGUGUUCUGAGGACCCAGUGGUCCAUUUGUCAUCUACCCCAGGAACCUCUCUGCCAUGCAGCUGA